Messenger RNA from Branchiostoma floridae (Florida lancelet), 4786 nucleotides. RefSeq lists its product as uncharacterized. Gene Ontology annotation, biological process: negative regulation of transcription by RNA polymerase II; chromatin organization. Gene Ontology annotation, molecular function: DNA binding; chromatin binding. Bases 3074 to 4786 code for a protein of 570 amino acids. Gene Ontology annotation, cellular component: pericentric heterochromatin. The transcript has 9 exons. The record is from RefSeq and is a predicted model, not a curated record. Lineage: Eukaryota; Metazoa; Chordata; Leptocardii; Amphioxiformes; Branchiostomatidae.
CAGGAUAUGAUCCUUUGUAUUUGUGUUUAUUCAUUUAUCAGUAAAACAUUACAUCUGAAAAUAAGUGCAGCUCAAACUCGCAGAUAACAUUUAUGUAAUCAACAGAUAUUGAAAGAUUCAGGAAUCCAGCAAAAAUUUCAUAUUCCUGUUACCUUCAUCAUCAACUGCUAUAAUAAGAAAUGAAUGAAUCAGAACAUAUAAGGUCCUAUCUUAAAAUUCAUCCAACGUUGACAUUGACAUGGUGAAAAGCUCUGCAGUACAACACACACUGUGACAGUUCACCUUUGAAAUCACUUCAUCACGAAGCUACUCAGAUACCUAAACAGUUUAUAUAGAGUGUCUAAAACACAACUACUCUAUCUCUGAGCAGCUUCCUUAGAUGGGAUAGAAUAUUUGUAAUAACAAAGUUUAUUUCAAAUUCUUGCCUGAGGGCUAAUUGUAGGUAACAUGAGAGAUACAGACAAGGUAAAAAAAACAAUAUCAAGGGUGUCUACUCUAGUCUAAAACAAGGAAAAGCUAGGUCCUGGGUUAUUGGGUUCGACUUCUUUUUCGAAGACAGUGGAAGACAAAAGAUCCCAUGAUAUAGAACAAUAUAUUACUAACAGUGUACCCUGCUUCUUUGUUUAAUCAGUCAUGCUUCAGGUCUGAUAAUUUUCUAGUCCACCCUCUGUGUUUCGAUAGACUUUGGAAAACCAAAUAUCUGUUAUGAUAACAGCCAUACAAUCAUGAUGUCCAUUUAAUGCAAGUUUCCAUUUUAUCAGCUUGAUUAUAUGCUGUGUUAUUGCAAUUCAAAUUACAUAUGUGGGUAAACACAAUACUGAAAAAGGCUGGGAUCAUAACAGUGUUACUGAGAGCAUACAAUUUUGUACAUACAGUAGUUCAUGGUAUAAAGUAGAUAUGAGAUGUAAAAUGGCUGCUUACUACAUUACCUUAUUGAUACAACAUAUAUAAGAUAAUUUUCAAAUUUCUCAUUUGAACUUACAAAUGUCUACUUAAGUAGCUGUGACUGCCCAUACAUCUGUAUUAGUAGAUUUUCACUAGCUGUUUUACAUUUGCACAAGCUUAUAAAGUUAUUAUUUGGACUUUGGUUGGUUCAUAAAUAACCUUUCUAUGUAGAAACAUUAGUACUAUUGUGCUACAUCAUACGGUUCAUGUCCACUGUCAGCUCACACAAACAUGCAAGAACAAUUAAUCUAAUGACUUAUAGCAACAACAACACAGAAAUAUAUCAGCUCUGAUGAACAUGAUUGAUAUAAAGGCUCUGUUUUUUCCUUGUUCUUUAGAUGCUUAGUGUUAUAUAGUCUUUAUACGCACAAAAAAUGCACAUUUGUCUUGUCACCUUUUGACAAUAAAGACCAGUUACACAACAUAGAAUAUGAAUUUUCCUCUGUAGAAUUUCAUACGUUUAUACCAGUUUGACACACACCUGAUACAACACAUCACCCUUCAGAAAGUGAGUCCUAGCAAGGAGGUUAUAUCUCAUAUGUUGAUAAAACUUCCUUCCUAGAUAUCAACAUACCUGGUAAGUGUUGCCCCACACAGUCACAGUGUAAUUGUACUGUACACUGACAACAAUUAUUCAAACAAACACACACAUACACGCACGCACACACACAAACAUGCACGCAUGUGUUCAUGCACAUAAUUACACAAAUUGACACAAAUGCACACAAACUCAUACACAAAUACACAGACACAUGCACAUCUCUAUUAACAUUUGCAUUAGAAAUAAAAACACUUGGAUACUUGAUAAUUAGACAAGUAUGGAAUUAGGUUUAUUCAAGGUUUAUCAUUGUCAAAAUAAUUGGGAAAAAAUUUUCCCCUCCAUUUUAGAAAAGUUAUCUUAACUUAGCUAAGUCCAAGUUUCAUACAAGUGACACAAGAACUCAAAAUUAAUAAAAAUUAACACUUAAAUGAUAAGAAAGGAUGACUGUUUGAAACUUUGCUCACUCCUAAAAUUCCAAGUAUAAAAGAGAAUAAGAACUUUUGGGCUAACAUUGUCAUGCGACCCGAAAAGGUUGAAGAGAAUCUGCUUCAUCUACAAUGUAUACUAUACUUCCUACACUAGAUCUAUAUUAUUAUAAUAGUUACAAGCUGUCACUCAGCAUACUUGUGACACUGAAAGACACCAUACUCUGGAUGACUAUCAUGUAGAUUGGUAAGUAACUGACAUAAAAACUUAUUAAUUUAGGUGUAUCAUAAUGGAACUUUGUAACACACGUGUACUUACUAUUAUUAAAUAAUGUUUUACCUUUGUUAUUUUUUACAGUCGGCCUGCUGGCCUUCACAAGGCUCAGCGGAUCGGUGCUCUAGUAAAAAUUGGACAAAUUAGAGCUUACAGUGCACUAGGGAAGUCGGCCGGCCAGAGGACUUACUUCCUCAUUUCAACAUUCCUAGGCCAAUUAUUAAGGUCCUACUACUAGGCUUUAGUUAUUCCUAACUCGGCCAAAGUCACCUAUUUCCCCAUUUCUAUUCGGCCAGGCGAGAGUCUGGUAAAGACAGCUGUCUGUCCGGACCGUCAGUAACUAAUCAGGGCGGGCCGGUUUAUAGUAAUCGGAUGACACCCUGGCUACUUUCCCUUCCCUCUAUUAUUUAUAUCUAAUGUUUAAUAUCUAAUGCGAUUCCUCUUUUGAAGUCGGGGACCGGGUUUGUUUGUUUGUUUGUUUGAUUGGGAUCUCCAUUACUUUAAGUGAUAAUCGUUCGACGACUUUUGCAGCGUCUGCUGCGUCAUGGAAUAAUUUUGGCGAGCACAAAUGCGCGAUCUGCAACGUAGGCUAAUAUCACUAUCCCCGGACACUUUCCGGCAUAGAGAACCUUAGCCCACAUUCCAGAUCGCGCAUUUGUGCCCUCCAAAAAAUACCAAUUGAAGUCUGCGAAUGAGGCUAACCUCUGGGGCCCUGGCGGAUCCCAGUUUUAUCAACUGGGGAUCUUGGGGGUCGCAGCGCGGACACGGCCAGCUGAUUGGCUGACAGGAAGUGUCAAUUGAAGAAAGCGCGCGGUUUACAGUCACAUCGCCCAGAUGGUUUGCACCCUGCGCUGAACGGCUAUCAACGAAGAACGCUCUGUAUCCAACAUGUCAGACUUUUCAGCGAAUGUUCCUAACCCCAACCCUGUGAUGACCGUACAACAAUCUUCGACACCUGGUUUCAACAACAGUGAUCUCGACACGGAUCAUUCCACGCUACCUGCCCAAGUACCAAAGAAACGAAGAAAAAACUUUACGGCAGAAGAGGUGGCUAUCCUGAAUGAUCUGUGGGGCAAAGGGAUGACCGAGGCCCGGUCAACAGGGGCCCAGAGACUGGUAGAGCAGGCUGCCGCACUCACUCACAGCACUACAACGGAGAUAAAGACAUGGGUCCACAAUAAGAGGAAGAACUUGCAGAAGGCAGGUGGCAACGCACGACCCAAACGAGUGCGACCAACCAAGAGGAAGAAAUCUGCUCAAAAUGUCUAUUUGAGUCAGAGGCUAGCAGAGGGAGCAACAUUAACUGCGGCUCAGCAGGAGUACAGGGAGAUCAAGGCUGAGAAUGGGGAUAGGCUGCGGCUGCUGCAGGCAGAGGCCAAACAGGCCAAGCCUGUAACCCUUGAAGACCUGUCGACAAAAGACAAGAGGCUGGAAGCCAAGACUCUGAUUAAGAAGUUACAAGACCUGGCACACGAGUUUGAGACCUGCAAUAUGGAGGUUGCUGUGCUGCUGUUCAGCAAAGACCACCCAGGAGUGGGCUGUAUUGGAACCAGAAAAGGGAAACAGUUCCUUAUAGACCAAGAGCCCCACACUGCUUUAUCUUUACAAUUUGCCAAAGCCAUGAAUGAUGGAAAGGUCCCAGAAGCGGCUAACAACACAUGUACACUAGACCUGGCAAAGGAAGUCAGAGCCAUGCUCAGUGAGAAGUAUGAGGCCCUGACAGGCGACAAACGAGGGUUUCCAUACCAAAGGUUUAGCCUGAAGGAUGGAAGCAUCACCGUGCACUGGAUUCCUGAGGGCAUAAGCAUCGACCACAUUGCAUCCAUUCGUAAGGACCAGCUGGAAGCACUCCUUCAGGAAAAGGACAACAUAACAGUUGAAAUUCACAGCACACCGAACCCACAUGCUCCUGAUCCCAGCAGUUCAGCCGCAGGCACAUCAAUGGGUGAGUCCCAGCUGCAGGAGACAAACUCCACCUCCAUGGAUAUGGCAGUGGCUACAACAGGUCCCGCAACCAGCAGGAUGGAGGAGUCCAUGGAGAUGGAUACAGAGACAGGAACUGGUGGAGUGGAUGAGGAAGUGUCAGAGAACACUAAUCCUGCAGGACCAGGUACUGAAUGCAUGGAGCUGUUGCUGAACUUGGAAAGAAAGAUUUCUGAGAAAGUGACACAGCAGCAGACAGAAGACAGUGAAGGAGAGGAGAACAUUUCACAGAGUGACAAAAGGAAGACUAAAGGAAGAAAGGGCAAGGGGAAGGGCGAGGGGAAGAGCAAGGGGAAGGGCGAGGGCAAGGGGAAGGGCAAGGGGAAGGGCGAGUUGAAGGGCAAGGGGAAGGGCGAGUUGAAGGGCAAGGGGAAGGGCAAGGGGAAGGGCGAGUUGAAGGGCAAGGGGAAGGGCGAGUUGAAGGGCAAGGGGAAGAGCAAGGGGAAGAGUAAAGAGAGCAGCGAGUAUUAUUUUGUAGAGAAAAUUAUGGACACACGCAUGAAAGAAGGUGAGAUCCAAUUCUAUGUCAAAUGGCAGGACUAUCCUGAAAAGGAUAACACAUGGGAGCCAUGGUACAAUAUUCCCUCGGAAGUCAGACAGAAUCUCUGCCAGUACUAG